This is a messenger RNA of Linum tenue, 1071 nucleotides long. The record is from the annotation of a GenBank genome assembly. Lineage: Eukaryota; Viridiplantae; Streptophyta; Magnoliopsida; Malpighiales; Linaceae.
AUGAAGCAGAAGAACAAGAAGCAGAACCAGAAGAGCUCUGGCUAUGGAUGUGAGGAAGAGGCAGAGCGUGAGAAACAGAGGAGGCUACUUCUCCAAAACGCUGCGUUUCGUGAGGUCCGAAGGAAAUCUGGGGUUGAGUACUCGAGCUCCAGCUCGUCGGAUUCGAGCAACGGAACCGGCGCCGGGUUCUCUUCCUCCGACGACUCGUUCUCCAUCCCUGUCCCCAGAUCCCAAGUUCUCAAGCCGAUUCGAACCUCUACCACCUCCUCAUCGGAAGCUAGGCCGCGGCAGGAAAAAUCGGACGUCGGCGGCGGGGGAGGAUUUGUGAAGAAGAAAUCGAGGUCGUUGAAGAACAUCUACGGCGACUUGAAGAAAGUGAAGCAGCCGAUUUCACCCGGCGGCCGGCUCGCCAGCUUCCUCAACUCGCUCUUCACCGCCGGCACCGCCAAGAAAGCGAAGAUCGGCGGCGACAGAGACGAGAUCCGGCCUUCUAAUUCUACUUCAGCGUGUUCCUCUGCCUCGUCGUUUUCCCGGUCGUGCUUGAGCAAAACGCCGUCGUCCCGCGGCGGCGGAGGAGGCGGGAAGCGGUCGGUGAGGUUUUAUCCGGUGAGCGUCAUCGUCGACGAGGAUUCCCGGCCGUGCGGGCACAAGAGCGUGUACGGCGAGAGGCGGGAGGACGCAAUGGCGAUAUCGACGACGAGAGUGGUCUCCGCCGGAAUCAACAACCCGGCGGCUGCAGCGGCGGGGAGUGAAGAACUGAAGUAUCGCGUGAUGAGUGAGAGCCGCCGCGUGGAGGAGGUGGCGAGGGAGCUUUUGAAGAGUUAUAAGCAGAUGAAGAGCGCCGCCGCGGUUGAGGAAGAGCUGUUUUCGUGGCGCCGACGUGGAGAUGAGGUAGAGAUGGAGGUCGACGAGGAGGAUGACGACGUGGCAAGCUGUGCCAGCUCGGAUUUGUUCGAGCUGGACAAUCUCUCGUCGAUUGAAGGGAUCGAGAGGUACAGAGAGGAAUUACCGGUUUAUGAAACUACCCAUUUCAAAACCAAUCGAGCGAUUGCCAACGGUUUAGUCUACUAA